Messenger RNA from Punctularia strigosozonata HHB-11173 SS5, 422 nucleotides. RefSeq lists its product as uncharacterized. The coding region runs from base 27 to 317 and encodes 96 amino acids. NCBI's taxonomy places the organism in Eukaryota, Fungi, Basidiomycota, Agaricomycetes, Corticiales, Punctulariaceae. The transcript is spliced from 2 exons. Gene Ontology annotation, molecular function: catalytic activity. The record is from RefSeq and is a predicted model, not a curated record.
GACUAGUUCAAGCGCAACACCCUACCAUGUCUAAGCUCACCGUUAUCGCCUUCGGCCGCGUAAAGGCUGGUCAUGAAGCUGGGCUCGCAGAAGCGCUCAAAGCAGGGCAGGCAAAAUCACUUCAGGAACCCGGGACGGAGGUGUACAAAGUGCAUAUCUCCCCGGAUGACCCGCGGGAGUUCGGUUUUUACGAGGUCUAUGUGGAUGAUGCCGCGUUCGAUGCGCAUGAGAAGGGUGAAGGGUUGGCGACUGUCGUGGCGUUCGUGAAGGACAAGCUUGAAGGGGAGUUGAUUAUCAAGAAAUUCAGGGAACUGUAACGGAACGGCGCAAAGAAACAGUGGACGGUCGGUGAGGGUGAUGAACGGCUUGGAGUUGUUGUGUUGGCAUGUAUUUUACGAUGACCAGUGGAGAUCAACGGCCCC